CGUUUUGAAAGGGUAACAUGAUGCUUUUUGUCUAGUUUGACGUAAAACAGCUUCAAUUUGCUCCAAUUCCAUUUUUUCAUUGAAGUGGAUUUUAUGUUAAAUUCUUUAUAUGAGUAACAUAACUGGUGAUUACCAUUUGUUCCUCGUGUCGUUAUUGGUGUUACUCGUUGUCAGAGUUUGUUUCUGAGACGGUGAUCGCACCCAAUCUGUAUGCAACUAUUACGCGUCGCCUCGACUAUGUCUUGCCAAGGAUCAUAUUCGGGCCCCGGGGACGAGUAUGACUUCGAGGACGACGGGUACGACGACCUGGACGAAUACAGGGACAGAGACGACACGUUACCAGCAGCACCUCCAGUCGAGGACAGUGACGAAGACACAGAAGAAGCUAGUGAGACGGACAUACCCCACAAUGAUGAGCCACUCGAAGUCAAAGAACAAUUAUACCAAGAUAAAUUGGCAAACUUGAAGAAACAGCUGCAGCAGCUCGAGGAUGGCAUUCACCCAGAGUUCUUGAGGAGGGUCAAGCGGCUAGAACACCAACUUAAUGAGAGGAUCCGAAUAAAUAAAAUAUAUAGGGAACACAUGUAUGAUGUAGUAGAAAAAGAGUACAUAGCGGAGAAGAAGGCAGCGGCGAAAGAGUUUGAAGAGAAGAAGAUAGAGUUAAGGGAAAACUUAUUAAAUGACUUUGAGGACAAGAGGAAAAUGAUUGAGAGUGAGAGGCACAGCAUGGAAUUAAAUGGAGAUUCUAUGGAGGUUAAACCGGUGAUGAAGCGAAUUCUCAGACGGCGUGCCAAUGAGCCUGCGCCUGCGCCUGAGAAGCGGCGGAAACCCCUCACGACAACGCUCACGUUCCAAUUGGAUGAGCGAGACAUCGAGGCGGACCUACGCGCCAUCUCGCGGCAUUCACCGCCACCCAGGCAUCAUGCGCCAGCGCACAACUCCACGCAACCCAGGAAGCAUUUAAAUUCGAGUAGUUGUGACUCACCAGUUCGAGACAGCGGUGAGACGACGGAGACGCGAGUGGAAGAUGGGAAGCUGUUGUACGAGCGUCGGUGGUACCACCGCGGCCAGAGCGUCUCCGUGGAGGGACGGGACAUGCCAAAGUUCCCCGGACAUAUACACGCUAUCACCGAUGAGGCGAUAGUGGUAAAAAAGAACAACGUGGAGCGAGUACGGAUAUACAUUUCCCAGUUAGCUCGCGGGAAAAUAACAUUAAAGCGGAGAGCUUCAUAGACUGUACUGAAGAACCUAGGCUACGUUUAUAGUGCAUACGCUAGCGUGUGGAGUGAUCGGCUGCCUGGCAGAGUGAGUGCGACAAGAAAACAAAUGUGUAUGUAAAGAUUUCAUGAAUUUUUAUAACUCUGUUGUCCAACAACUAAGGAUUUAUUAGUGUUGCUAUCUUUUUUCCGCAAGUUGAGAGAGAUGGAAUGAACUAUACAUAUAAUUUUGAUGAUAAAACAAAUUGAAAAUGACUGUAAGGUGUAUGAACCAGAUGUAUGAAUUCGAGACAUUUUUAUGGUCUUCAUCAUAUCACGAACUGUGCGCGUGCAUUUUUAUGUGUUAUAGAGAAGUUGUCUGCGCACAGUUUGUGGAAUACUGUAUUUCGUCAAUAUCAAGCCGUGUAUCUUACUAUUAGAUGCAAGUUUGUGAGUCUGUAUGUUUGUUACUCAGUUACGUCAAAUCAGCUAAAGGGAAUGGAAUGAAAUUUGGAACAGGGGUAGACUAUAUUCUGGAAUAACACAUAGGCUAGGUACUUUCUAUCCCACUAGAACUCGGGCGAAUCCGCUGACAGAAGCUAGUUCCGAAAACUCUCAAGCGGUGCAUCCGCUAUACUUUAUGGAAGUAUCAUUGUACUCUCAAUAUUUUAACUAAUCCAAAUCUAUUUAUUAUAGUCUUCUACAUUGUCUGUUUAUGUUUAAAACUAUAAAUAAUAUUAAAUAUCAAUUUUAAUACAUGUGUCAUUUUGAUUCUGUCUUUUUCUCUUUGUGCAGAAGAAGAAAAGAUAGCAAUAAUUACUUUUAGCAUAGGUCAUCAUCUCCGCCUACUACCGUUGGAUGACAGAGUCAACAAGGAUUGAAACAAUUCAUUAAACCAUUAUUAAUGUAUUAGAGUAAGACCCCAGGCCGCCAGACAUUACUUUUUUUUUUAAAUAAUCCUACCAAGUCUCUGAUUUGAUGUAUAAUGUUUGGGUGACUAUUUUAAUGCCAUCCCUACGUACGAAUUUACUUUACGUUUAAAGUAAUUGAAACGUAAGUAAGGUCUGGCGGCUCUAGGAUCUUAGUCAUAUACUUUGUCAAAUUGUAGAAAAACAUUACUUGUUAUUUUCAUAAUUUAUUUGGUAACAUAAUUGGAUUAUGAAUUUUAUUCCAAACAUGUUUCAUGUGAUUCACACUUGGUGAUAAAUCAAUUGCAAUGUAUCUUAUUGGCACAUUUAAAUUAUGAAAUUUUUAUUUGAUAUACUACAAAAUGAUUGAUUUAGCAAUUUGUUUAAUUUCCUAUGUUACAACAUUCUGAGCUGACAUUGGUUUCUUUAAGUUGUAUGGUUUGAAGUGGUGCAGUGUUGUAACAAAAUAUCUCGAAUUUAUAGAAUUCUAUUUUGUUGUGAAAUGUACCACAAUCUUAUCUGAUACACAAACACCAAUAAGUUUACGUAAUUUCAAGUAAUAUUUGGGGGUCUUCUUUAUAGUGCAUAUAAGUAUACACUGCUAAAAUAGCAAUUAUGGUAUUGUUAUUGCAAUGUCAAAUUUAUCGCUGAGAUAUUAGGACACCUUUUGUACUCUCUAGAAGUUUUAAGGCAUAUUUUUGCCUAAUUGUUGAAUACUUUACAGUUUCAUCUUUUCCUUGUAGAUCCUCUAUCUAAACAAUUUCUUAAUUUCAUUAAUCUUAGUAUGUUUUUCACACCUAACAUGCUCUUAUUCUGGAAGGCCCCUUAAAGGUACGCGUCCAUACACCCGCAUCGUACGCAUCGCACGCAACGGAUUUUAGUUUUGUCUUGUAUAGAAACUCAUACAACUGUGUCCACUCAGAUGCGUUUUGAUGACGUCAUACGGGACGCGUGCGAUGCGUACGAUUCGAGUCUGUGGAAGCUUACCUUAAUAAACCCACAUUACUGAUUUUAUUGAUACAUGGCCUAUAGAUCUCACCACAUCCUUGAUUUCAUGGUACAACAUUGCUGGUCCUACAUUGACUAUGAUCUCAAAACUGCACAACUUUGUCGUAUGUAUUGUUCGUUUGUGUUAUUUAUAAAUAAUUAUGAAUUUAGUUUCCCGAUAGAACAUGGAGGUCUCCCGUUUUUAAAUUAUUAAAAAUAGUUUUGUUUUGUUCAUAGAAAUGCGGAGUUGGUAUAUUUAUGUGUUCUUAUAAUUCUGCUGAUGAUUAUGUAGCUCUUUUCAAAUUAGAUUUUUAGUGCAAUUAAUCAUAUGCACACAAUGCAUUUAACAAAUAAUGUAAAUGAAUGUUACUUGUAAUGAAAGAAGAAAAUGAUUUGUUUGACAUUUUUAUAUAACUUAAGAUCAGUGCCCUUUUUCAAGAGGGCUUAGUACGAGUUUACUUUACGUUUAAUGAAAACCAAACGAGAUCGCGUUCGGCGCUCUGAUUGGUUGGUUCAUUCGUGCCAGCCAAUCAGAGCGCCGAACGCGCUCUCGUUUCGUUUUCGUUAAACGUAAAACAAAAUCGUACUAAGGGUACUGAAACUAUUGUAUACAAAAAUGUAAUAAAAUGUUUUGAUACCCAACUACUAUGCUACUCAGAUUCAGAGUAAUGUUAUGUUAUCGUUUUUAUCUCUAUGGUAUUGUGGAGUUAGCAUAACACGAAGUGCAAUUCAAUAUUAAAUAACUUUUUAAUAUUCUUGAAAUAAUCUGUUUAUGAUCCUCAAAGGAACCAUUCAUUUUUAUGUACCUAUGUCAAACAGUUGGCCUCCACUUUCGAAUUUAUUUUAUUUUUAUUUAAUCACUUUAACGAGACAUGUUAAUGUAAGAGAGUGUGAGCAUAAUGUGUUUGCUAGGCACUAUGUGUCUUCCACCUGGCUCAGCCAAGGAAAAUUGACAACUCAAGAUGCAGUAUUGAAAAAGAUAUGUAAAUAAUGUACAGUGUUUGUAGUAUAUGAUCAAAUGAGGUUCUAUGUGAAUGGAGAGAAUUUUCUACUGUCCAUUUUUAUUUCAGAUUGUUUUUUUUUAUAUAUAUUUUUGUGAUUUAUUAUUGUAAAUGAGUUGUGAAUUGAGAUGUAAAUAGUAUGAGACGUUUUUACGGAUGUAAAUGAUAUUGAGACAAGAUCUUUUAAUUAUAUAAUGUAAUAUAAGUA
This is a messenger RNA of Spodoptera frugiperda (fall armyworm), 4300 nucleotides long. RefSeq names its product sin3 histone deacetylase corepressor complex component SDS3. NCBI's taxonomy places the organism in Eukaryota, Metazoa, Arthropoda, Insecta, Lepidoptera, Noctuidae. Gene Ontology annotation, cellular component: Sin3-type complex. Gene Ontology annotation, molecular function: histone deacetylase binding. Bases 211 to 1233 code for a protein of 340 amino acids. The record is from RefSeq and is a predicted model, not a curated record. The transcript has 7 exons. Gene Ontology annotation, biological process: negative regulation of transcription by RNA polymerase II.